Molecule: messenger RNA, 1494 nt
Organism: Anisakis simplex (herring worm)
Lineage: Eukaryota; Metazoa; Nematoda; Chromadorea; Rhabditida; Anisakidae
Source: the annotation of a GenBank genome assembly
AUGGAUAUUGAGCAGUCAAUUGAUUGGUGUAAACGUACACGUGCAGAAGCUGAAUUGCAUUUCGGCAUUGAACAAGCACAUUUGGCCCGGUUUUGGAACGAUUUGAAUGGCGAACAACGAAUCUCUUUAAUACGCCAAUUCGAUUCGAUCAAUAUACAAUAUGCGCUCGAAUCUUUUCAAAAAUCUGCGCAACCGAAGGCAAGAGAUAAUGACGGCAAAUGUCAAACUGUGAGUGGAACACAGUACAGGGAUAUGAAAUGUCUACAAGCGAUUGAUGACGAUCACUAUGCGGUACGUAAGCACUUCAACGAGCAACAGUUACAUGAAUUCUGGCAUAAAGGAUUAGAAGCUAUAGCUGAAUGUAAGGUAGGUGUUAUUGUGUUGGCUGGUGGUCAAGCCACUCGUCUAGGUGCAGUGUAUCCAAAAGGGACACUAAGUUUGGAACUGUCGGGUUACAAUAGUUCAGAUUCUUUGUUGGCCAUUCAAGCGGCUCGUAUUGCUCGUCUUCAGGCACUUGCGGCCGCAAAAUUCCGUGGUUCAAAACCCUUAAUUCAAUGGUUAGUGAUGACUAGUAAAGCAACCGAGAAAGAUACCGUUGAGCAUCUGAUGAAAAUUCUUCCCGAAUUUGGUCUUGAAAAAGAUCAAUUGACAAUCUUCUCACAAAAUGAUUUCCCAUGUUUUGAUGCGAACGGUCGUUUGAUGCUGUCGACAAAAUGGGAGAUAGCGACCGCACCGGAUGGUAACGGUGGCUUAUAUACGGCUAUACGACCGUACUUGAGUGCAAUGCGGGAACGGGGUGUGCAAUAUUUGCAUGUUUAUUGUGUGGAUAAUGUGUUGUGCCGUGUGGCUGAUCCACAUUUCAUCGGAUUUUGUGCACUUAAACAUGCUGAUUGUGCUGCAAAGGUAGUUGAAAAAGUGGAACCAAAUGAAGCAGUUGGUGUAGUCUGUCGUGAGUCGGGUAAGAUUAAAGUUGUUGAAUAUUCAGAAAUUUCGAAGGAAAUGGCUGAAAAACGUGACGAAAGUGGACGUUUGUUACUCCGGGCUGGUAAUAUAGCGAAUCAUUUCUUCACAAUUGAUUUUUUGGACAAUGUUUGCCAAGAUGGGAAACGUCUUGAUUUCCAUCGGGCCCAUAAGAAGAUUCCAUUCAUUGACGAUAAUGGGCAGACAGUAAAACCUGACCAACCGAAUGGUUUCAAGCUUGAGCAGUUUGUUUUCGACGUCUUUGAGUACUCAAACGAUUUCUACGUAUGGGAAGUGAGUCGUGAGGAAGAGUUCAGUCCGCUGAAGAAUGCCGAAUCAGCACACAAAGAUUGCAUGAGUACAGCACGUCGUGAUCUUUCAAAUGAGUGUCGUCGUUGGUUGCACAAUGCGGGUGCGCGAAUUGAUGGUCAAGAAAAUAUCUUUAUUCAUCCACUACGUUCAUAUGUUGGCGAGGACUUAGAAGAAUUCAGCAACACACAUCUUUCCACGCCAGUCGUUCUCAACUAUAGAUAG